This is a messenger RNA of Helianthus annuus (common sunflower), 668 nucleotides long. RefSeq names its product protein PLANT CADMIUM RESISTANCE 2. NCBI's taxonomy places the organism in Eukaryota, Viridiplantae, Streptophyta, Magnoliopsida, Asterales, Asteraceae. The coding region runs from base 62 to 577 and encodes 171 amino acids. The transcript is spliced from 4 exons. The record is from RefSeq and is a predicted model, not a curated record.
ACUCUUCUGAAACUAUGUCCAUCUAAACAACUCUAUUUUAGUACUAUUUGUUCCAAUCACCAUGUUCCCACAAAAGUCUCCACCACCACCAGCCACACCACCAGGAUACGGCCAACCCCCGCUGCAGCGAUAUGCCUCCGAUAUUUCAUCACCGAGGAUAACCUCUUGGUCGAGUGGACUAUGCGACUGUUGCCGUGACAUCCCCACUUGCUGCUUAACAUUUUGGUGCCCUUGCAUUAUUUUCGGACAAAUUGCCGAGAUUGUAGACAAGGGAAAUACUUCUUGUGGUACACAUGGAGCCAUAUAUACAAUCAUCAAUCUCUUAACCGGUUGUGGUUGCCUUUAUUCAUGUGGUAAUCGGACCAAAAUGAGGCGACAAUACGGUUUGCCUGAAGAACCUACCAAUGACUGCUGCGUCCAUUUCUGUUGCGAGUCAUGCGCCUUGUGUCAAGAGUAUCGUGAGCUCCAACACCGCGGAUUUGACAUGUCAAUUGGAUGGCAAGGAAAUAUGGAUAGGAUGGUGCCUAACAAUGGAGUGCAAAUUCCACCCAUGGCUCAUGGGGGAAUGAAUCGUUAACAAUUAUGUUUUAUUUUCAACAAUGAAUGUAAAUUUCAAUAUGAUUACAUUAUGGUUUGUUUUGUUUUAUUAUUAUGAUUUCAUAUUUGCA